Sinocyclocheilus rhinocerous is the source of this 3536-nucleotide messenger RNA. RefSeq names its product granulins-like. Bases 173 to 2773 code for a protein of 866 amino acids. NCBI's taxonomy places the organism in Eukaryota, Metazoa, Chordata, Actinopteri, Cypriniformes, Cyprinidae. The transcript has 20 exons. The record is from RefSeq and is a predicted model, not a curated record. Gene Ontology annotation, cellular component: extracellular region.
UAGGCGGAGCUUGGCAGAACUCUACUUUUUAAGGGGCACACAUUUAUUAAUUCAAGCACAGUGUGGAAACAUUGCGAGGUGACAAGAUCGGUAACUUGGAGCCCACGGAUCCACGGACUGGUCAUUCACCUUCAGCCGUUUACAAAUCCACCUGUUCAUUUAACAAUUAAUAAUGUUGAAAGUGACAUUAGGCCUCGCUCUGGUGACUCUGGUUGCUUGCUCGCAGUGCCCCAACAAUGAAGUGUGUGAGGCAGGCCAGACAUGCUGCCAGGAUCUCACCGGAGAGUUCAGCUGCUGCCCUUUCCAUCACGGAGAGUGUUGUGAGGACCACCUGCACUGCUGUCCUGAAGACAUGUUGUGCAGUGUUAUGGACUCCAUGUGUAUAAACGCCACACAUACACUGCUGUUUGUGGAGAGGAUACCGGCUAAACAGACAGACCUUCCCAAAUCGUUCAGAAUGAUUCCCUCAUUACCUGCAAGUGAAGACGACAUCACCUGUCCUGAUGGCUCCUUCUGUCCUGCUGAGUUCUCCUGUCUGCUGAUGGCUUCAUCAUAUGGGUGCUGUCCUGUAGCACAGGGCCUUGUGUGCUCAGACGGGAAACACUGCUGCCCAAAAGACCAUGAAUGCAGUGCAGACAGCAGUUCCUGUGUCAAACUAAAAGAACCAGUCAAGGCUGUUCUUUGUGGAAAUGGGACCUCAGAGUGUCCCGUAGACACCACAUGUUGUGAGACAGAAGAUGGUCAGUGGGCGUGCUGCCCCAUGCCAAAGGCUGUAUGUUGUGACGAUAAAAUCCACUGUUGUCCAGAGGACAGUGUCUGUGAUGUUGAAGGCUCCAAAUGUAUGUCCUCCACCAAUCAGGAGCUGCCUAUGUGGGCCAAAUUCCCUGCACGUCUUAGAGCUGAAUGGGAAGAUCACAAAUCUGCAGAAAUGAGGGCUGAAGCUGAACUCACUACAACCAGACAGAUCACUACUGCUGGCAAGCAAAUGACUACAUUGCCUGGUGCACUACCAAAGACCUCUGAUGUUCCCUGCAAUGACACUGUGGCCUGUCCUGAUGGAACCACAUGCUGCAAGACUAAAGAAGGAGGAUGGGCCUGCUGUCCUCUGCCAGAGGCCGUUUGUUGUGACGACUUCAUCCACUGCUGUCCUCAUGGUAAGAAGUGUAACGUUGCUGCUGGGACGUGUGAGGACCUUUCAUGUUCUGGUGUGCCCUGGGUGGAACAGGUGCCUGUGCAGCCAAUCAUCAGUCAAGACAAACAAACCUCUGAUGUUCCCUGCAAUGACACUGCGGCCUGUCCUGAUGGAACCACAUGCUGUAAGACUAAAGAAGGAGGAUGGGCCUGCUGUCCUCUGCCAGAGGCCGUGUGUUGUGACGACUUCAUCCACUGCUGUCCUCAUGGUACGACAUGUAACGUUGCUGCUGGGUCUUGUGACGAACUUUCAGGCUCUAAGCCUUGGUUCGAGAAGCUGCCUGUCAAACCGAUCAGCAGUCAGAAUGUGGCUGUUACACAAGUGUCUUCAGUGCAUUCAGAUGUUCCCUGCAAUGACACUGCGGCCUGUCCUGAUGGAACCACAUGCUGCAAGACUAAAGAAGGAGGAUGGGCCUGCUGUCCUCUGCCAGAGGCUGUGUGUUGUGAUGACUUUGUCCACUGCUGUCCUCACGGUACGACAUGUAACGUUGCUGCUGCGUCUUGUGACGAACUUUCAGGCUCUAAGCCUUGGUUCGAGAAGCUGCCUGUCAAACCGAUCAGCAGUCAGAAUGUGGCUGUUACACAAGUGUCUUCAAUGCAUUCAGAUGUUUCCUGUGAUGGCACCACAUCUUGUCCUGAUGGAACCACAUGCUGUAAGACUCAAGAAGGAGGAUGGGCCUGCUGUCCUCUGCCAGAGGCUGUGUGUUGUGAUGACUUUGUCCACUGCUGUCCUCACGGUACGACAUGUAACGUUGCUGCUGGGUCUUGUGACGAACCUUCAGGCUCUAAGCCUUGGUUCGAGAAGCUGCCUGCUCUCCCUAGAGCAGGUCAAAAGUCACCUGGGAAUGUGAACUGCGACUCUAGUCACGUUUGUCCUGAUUCCAACACUUGCUGUAAGAACAUUGAUGGAGACUGGGGCUGCUGUCCUUUGCCUGAGGCUGUAUGUUGCACAGAUGGGGAACACUGUUGUCCGGCUAACUAUGAGUGUGAUGUGACCAGGGUGUCUUGCAUCAGGGGAGAUGUGGUGAUCCCCUGGUACAAUAAAAUUUCUGCUCAAAGCACACCGGCUCCAAGCUUGGAUCUCGGAGCUGUUGAGUGCGACGAGCAGUCGAGUUGCUCUGCAGAUUCCACCUGCUGCCAUCUGUCCACGGGAGAAUGGGGCUGCUGCCCUCUUCCUGAGGCUGUUUGCUGCCCAGACCAGGAGCACUGCUGUCCCAAAGGCUACAGGUGUGACCUGCGUAGACGCUCCUGCAUAAAAACCACUUGGCUACAUGUGGAAAUAGUCCCACUUGCCCACAUUGAUGACCAAAAGCCACAGUCGAGCGUCUCAGAAAAGGACAUUCAGUGUGGAGGUGGAUAUAGUUGCAAAGAUAGUGAGACCUGUUGUCCAACCUCCCAGACCACCUGGGGCUGUUGCCCAUCUCCAAAGGCCGAGUGCUGUGAUGAUAUGAAACACUGCUGCCCUGCUGGAUACAAAUGUGGCGCGGGUGGAACUUGUACUUCAGCCGUAGACUUUGACUGGGACAACUGGGACAACUGGAGGGUGUUCUUCUCCAAAAAUAAACGAGCUAUUACUCUGUAAAAAAACAACAACAACAAAAACACAAACACCUGGGUUAUUCCCACUCAGUCGCUUAAAUGGCCAACACUCCCUAAAGUGUCAGAUUUAUAAAAAUUAUACAUUUGAUCAAAGUACUAAUUAAAGCUAAUCAGACAGUUCACUGCAAAAGGUUGAUUUUAUUUGCUGUUUCAUUAGGGCUGACUAUGAUGGUUAAUAUCUGUUUCCAUUGUCUAUCAGUAAUACCAACUAAUCUUAUCCACUGAGCCAUUUGUACAUUUUAAGAAUGGGUCAUUAUUGUAAAGUGUACAUUGUUCAUAGUUGUGCAUAGUUUCCAGUGUUUUGGUUACUGCUCAGUUUUAUCUGAAGAAUAAUUUGACUAUGGAAUGGUGGAAAGAUGUAACACAUAUUGAAGCAUAGAUGACCUCUAGUGGCUGGAUUUAAUUCAUUAAAACGUGGCAUGUACAAAUACCACAGGCCUCAAAGGUUUACAGGUUACAUUUUAUCAGACUUGACAUCACACAGUCUUGGGAUUAUGACCGCAUUGCCCUGGAUAAGGAAACAUAUUAAAUUAAUCUUUUCGGAUAACAAACAUCACCUUUUCUGUGUAACUUCCUUAUUGCAGGUCUUGAUCUUUACCAUGAUUUGUAUAAUUGUCUUUUUUUAUUGAUUUAAAUGCUGGUUAUAUUGAUUGAGCAUUGUGACAGAUGACAAAAAGUUUUCUGAAGUAAAAACGUGACCAAUCUGAAACCUUGUCAGCUCUAAAAGAGAAAUAAAAGCGAGAUAA